This is a messenger RNA of Adineta steineri, 2406 nucleotides long. Lineage: Eukaryota; Metazoa; Rotifera; Eurotatoria; Adinetida; Adinetidae. The record is from the annotation of a GenBank genome assembly.
AUGUUUAUAGCACGAACUACUUAUACACUUCGAAUUUUUUAUGCCGGCGAUAUUAAUCGUGAAUUAUAUGGGUUUUACAUGAACCACUAUAUCGAUAGUAGUGGGAAUAAAAACAUGUUUAUGACAUCUGGUAUGGAACCUACUAGUGCUCGAAGUGUACUUCCAUGUAUUGAUGAGCCUGCGCGUAAGGCUAUUUUUAAAAUGAGCGUAGUACACGAUUCUUUAUAUACUCCAUGGUCCAAUGGAGAAAUUGAAAGAAGGGAAACACUCAGUGAUGGACGAAUUAUUUCAUAUUUUACUCCAACACUACAAAUGUCCACAUUUCUUUUGGCACUUAUCGUGGCACCAACAGCCGAUUUUGCCUGUUUACCCGAUCGUGUUGUAGGUUCGAAAAAUACUAAAUCACGCGUGUGUGGACGCACCAAUAUUCUUUCACAACUAACCUAUGCUGACGAAGUCGCCUACAAAACGUUAGAAUUCUUCAAUACAUACUUUAAUAUUGACUAUCCCUUACCAAAAAUCGAACAUUUUGAUGUUAUCAACUUUCCUGGAGAAGCAAUGGAAAACUAUGGCUUAUUAAUAUAUGAUGAUUUGGGCAUAUUUUUCGAUGAAAAAAUAGUAUCUAGCUCCAUAAAACAAUACAUAACAACGUUGGUAGUACAUGAAAUAGCUCAUCAAUGGCUGGGUAAUUUAGUGACCCCCGCUUGGUGGAAUGAACUGUGGCUGAAGGAAGGUUUUGCUACUUACAUGGAAACAAUGGCAUCCAGUUAUGUUCAACCUUCUCUGAUGCUAGAGGAGCAAGUUCCUGUGGAGAUGAUUUUCAAAUUUAUGGAAGCCGAUUCGUUACCGACUUCGCGACCAUUGAGUAUUGAAUCAGCCAACCUGACAGAUAUCAUUCCAUUGUAUGAUUCGAUUAGUUAUUACAAAGGAGCAGCAGUGAUUCGCAUGAUGUCCAUGAUUUUAGGUGCUCGAAUCUUUCAAGAAGGCCUUCAGCUAUAUGUAACAGCGUUGAAUUUUAGUUCAGCAACAGAAAAGGACUUAUGGAGAUACUUGAACGAAGCGGCAAACAAUACAAUUAACAUUGAACAAGUUAUGCAUGGAUGGACACGUCAAGCAGGCUAUCCAGUUGUGGAAAUUAAUCGAAUUUAUAGCACAUCUGAUCAGGAAGGAGUCGGAAGUUAUAUAAUGAUUAGUCAAAAGCCUUUUAGCCUUCUUCCAGCGACGAAUAUCGAGCGAAAUCCAUGGUGGAUUCCAUUUAAAUACUUUGAUAGAACUUUGAAUCAAGUAAAUGAGAUUCUAUGGUUCAAUAAUACAUCAGCUACGUUGUCAAUUACUACAUCGAACUCAGAUUGGAUUCUAGCCAAUCCCGACUAUCUUGGUAUCUAUCGUACAAAGUAUGAUUCACAAAAUUUUCGUCUCAUUCUAAACCAACUUCAGAGCAACCAUACACAUAUUCCAACUGCUAGUCGAGCAGCGCUUAUCGAUGAUAUCUUUGCUUUGUCACGCGCUGCCUUGGCUAAUAUAACUGACGCAUACGAAUUGAUUAGAUAUUUAAAGAACGAAACUGCAUUGGUCCCAUGGACAAUAGCGCUUGCUGCAAUGAAUCAACAAGAAUUAUUACUUGGUGAACACGAUAUUUUAGCUGAUGUACAACAAUAUUUUCUGGAAUUGAUUCUUCCGAUCUACGAUCAAAUUGGAUGGAUUCCUGUUAAUCAAUCCACUGAAUGGCUUCCAGCUCUACUACAACCAAAUAUUUUAUCGACUGUCUGCCGUUACGGCCACCAAAGUUGCAUUGAUGCAGCACGUAGUCUCUAUCAAAACUGGACUAUGAAUCCUACACUGAAUCCCAUUCCGGCUGACCUUCGCUUGAUUGUUUACUGUACAGUUGCUCGAACAGGCUCACGAUCAGAAUUCUCUUUUUUGUGGACUCGUCUUCAAAACGAAUCCAUUAUGAGUGAAGCAUCGAAUCUACUUGAAGGACUUUCUUGCACACAAGAUCCUGCACGUAUUCUUUGGUUUCUAAAUAAACAUCUCGAGAAUGAAUCGAUCAUUCGUAAUCAGAACUUGAUAUCGUCCAUAUCAAAAGUCGCUCGUUCACCGCAAGCAAAUCAAAUAGUGUGGAACUGGAUUCGUGACAACUGGCCGAAACUUGUUUCUAAAUGGGGAAAAUCAGGAAGUGGUUUAAAAAGAAUCAUCGACGCAGUCUCCAGUCGUUUUGUCACCACUCGACAGCGUGAUGAAUUUAAAGCAUUUGCUGAUACGAUCAUUGAUAAAGGUACGAUACGUCGACAAUUUCACCUAUCGAUCCAGAGAAUCAAUGCAAAUAUUGAAUGGAAUACAAUCAAUAUUCCUGCAAUCAUCAAAUUUCUUCGUCCAAGCGAGAAAUCAUCGAUUGUGGACCUUUGA